AUGUCAGCUACGAUGGAUGCCGCACGCCGCUUCUUCUUGUCGCCGCAGUUUGCCGUGGCGGGAGCCAGCAACGAUCGCAGCAAGUUUGGCUACAAGAUCUUUGCUUGGUAUCACCAACACUCUCUGCCCGUCAUUCCCCUUAACCCCCGCGCCCCCGAGAUCGAACUGCCGUCACAGCAGUACCAGACGGUGCCCUCGCCCCGCGCCUUGCCCAACCCCGACCAGACCUCACUCUCCAUCGUGACGCCUCCCCCAGUGACUCUCGCCCUCCUCAAGGAGGCCCACAGUGUGGGGGUCCCCGCGGUCUGGCUGCAGCCCGGCACCUACGAUCAGAGCGUGCUGGACUUCUUGGAGGGCCAUUUUGCGACGACGGUGGUGGGCGAUGGGGGAAGAGGCGGCGAGGGCUGGUGUGUGCUGGUGGAUGGUGAGGAGGGGUUGCGAGCCGCUAAGCGGGAGUGGAAGGCUCAGCUGUAGAUACUAUCCACUAGAUAACUAGUUGAUUGAAUUUAAUUUAUCAUGUAAUGAAGCAUGUUUGGCGGUGAGAGUGAAGUGGAGCAAAAAGAACGCAAAAAGAAGAAA
Messenger RNA from Aspergillus ibericus CBS 121593, 579 nucleotides. Its product is annotated as CoA-binding protein. NCBI's taxonomy places the organism in Eukaryota, Fungi, Ascomycota, Eurotiomycetes, Eurotiales, Aspergillaceae. The transcript is spliced from 2 exons. Bases 1 to 474 code for a protein of 157 amino acids. The record is from RefSeq and is a predicted model, not a curated record.